UUAUGUUAUAAAUUGCUCACUCAAAGGUGUUUUGUUUCUUUGUUGCGGCUGUUUUAGACUUUAUUCUACAUUAACUUGCAGCCAUGACUUCUGAAUCCAUAGUUCACAGUCAUGAAGCAGAUGAAAAACACGUUGAUGCCAUGAACUGGGAUGAACUGGAAUUUGGGGUAAUUCCAACCGAUUACAUGUACAUUAGGAUAUGUUCCGAUGGAGAGAAUUUUUCACAAGGCCAUCUCGCUCCCUAUAGAAAGAUUGAGCUCAGCCCAUUUGCUGGAAUCUUGAAUUAUGGACAGGGAAUAUUAGAAGGUCUCAAGGCAAUCAGGACGAAAGAUGGUCGCAUUCAGCUCUUUCGUCCGGAAGAGAACGCUCUAAGAAUGAAGAUGGGUGCAGAGAGAUUGUGCGUGCCAUGUCUAUCUACUGAGCAAUUUCUUGCUGCUUUAAAACAAGCAGUCCUUGCCAACAAGCGUUGCGUGCCUCCACCAGGUAAAGGAUCAUUAUACAUUAGGCCUCUGCUUAUGGGAAGUGGAGCUGUUCUGGGUAUUGGACCAGCCCCUGAAUGCACAUUCCUCAUAUUCACCUCUCCCAUCGGAAAUUGGUACAAGUGUGGCCCUAGCAUGAAUUUGUACGUUGAGAAUGAGGUUCCUAGGGCUACUCCUGGUGGAACCGGAGCCAUUAAAAGCAUCACCAAUUAUUCACCGGUUUUUGAAGCAGUAAACAAGGCUAAGGCAAAAGGGUUCACCGAUGUCUUAUUUCUGGAUGCAGCCACUGGAAAAAAUGUUGAGGAAGUUUCUUCAUGCAAUGUUUUCAUUGUGAAGGAUAAUGUGAUUUUAACACCACCAACCAAUGGAACUAUUCUUCCAGGGGUCACAAGAAAAAGCAUCAUAGAAAUUGCUCUUCAUCUGAAGUACAAGGUGGAGGAACGUGAUGUUCCACUAAUGGAUGUGCUAACAGCUGAUGAAGUGUUCUGCACAGGGACUGCAGUGGGUGUCACUGCUGUUGCUAGUGUAACACUUCAUGAUAAAAGGGUUGAAUACCGAACUGGAGAAAAAUCAAUCUCUCAAAAGUUGCGAGUAAUGCUUACAGAGAUUCAAACAGGCGUGGUCGAGGACAAGAUGGGAUGGACCAUGCAAAUUCGUUGA
Pyrus x bretschneideri (Chinese white pear) is the source of this 1139-nucleotide messenger RNA. RefSeq names its product putative branched-chain-amino-acid aminotransferase 7. Bases 84 to 1139 code for a protein of 351 amino acids. The record is from RefSeq and is a predicted model, not a curated record. Gene Ontology annotation, molecular function: branched-chain-amino-acid:2-oxoglutarate transaminase activity. Gene Ontology annotation, biological process: branched-chain amino acid metabolic process. The transcript is spliced from 9 exons. NCBI's taxonomy places the organism in Eukaryota, Viridiplantae, Streptophyta, Magnoliopsida, Rosales, Rosaceae.